AUGGCCGCCGUGCCGCCGGGGCGGGAGCUGUGCCCGCACUGCCGCAGGCCCUUCAAGCGGCUCCGCACCCACCUUCCGCACUGCAAGGCCGCACCGAGCCCAAGCCUAGGCCCUGGCCCGGCCGCCGGGCCUCCCGCGCCCGGGAGCCACUCCGGCUCGGACGGAGCCGACCCCGGGGCAGGCAGCAGGCCGCGAGCGGGAGCGGCCGGUAAGAGCAGCAAGCAGCCGCCCGGUCCCGGCGUGGGGCAGGGGCUGCCCAGCGCGGCCCUCCGAGAGGCGGCGGCGGCGCCGGGACGCGCGGAAACGGCUGCGGCGGCCCGGAAAGGGAAGAAGGCCGCGGCGGAACAGGGGGCAGGGCCCGGCCCCGGGCUUUGCCAUCAGCCCGACGGACGCCGCGCAGAGCGGGAGGUGGAGCCCGCCGUACGGGACGUAGCCAAGUCCCUUGAUUUGCUCCCCGAGGACGUUAAAGAUAUACCCGAAAAGCUGAGUAACGGAGUGGAAAUAGUCAUAGAGAGGCACCGCGCCAGGGUCAUCAGGGAGAAGAGCGGUUCCAGGAGCAGGGGCGCUUCGGCGGGAGGCCACAGCACAGCCAGGCCGGCUGGGGAAGGGCCGGAUGCAGGCAGCGGUGCUGCCCACGCUGGCACGGCCCAGCCUGGCGCACAGGAAGGAAUAACUGUUGCAGAAACCACAACCGCAGAGACACGCGGCCGUGGAGCUGCAGAGAACAAAUCUGCAGGCUCAAAGGGAGAAAAAGGCAGUAGGUUAAAGGCAAUAAAAAUACCUGUACUUGAAGAGCCCCCUGAAGCAGACUGCAGAAGUAGCCCUGGUGACCUUGUUCAGCAGGAGGGAAUAGACAAAACCGUGACAGAAGAGAAACAGAUGUACCUAGAAGUUGGUGGGGAAUAUAAAGCCCCUCUUUCUGCUUUGCAUACCGAGAACCUCCAUCUGUCAGUGAUAGAGGGUUUCAGAGGUCACAACAAAGGGACAUCCAAAAAUUACCUAACCAGCAUACAAAAGCUCAGAGAGAGCAAGAACCAGAUGGCUGUAGAUUCUGAGCCCAUCCUGAAUGCAAAGAAGAACGCCGAGCUGGCACUGGACCAGUUCUUGCUCCACACCUCCAAAAACCAACCCAUCUGUCUAUCCCAGGCCUCUGGCAAGAGCAUGCAGGCAGGUGCCAUGGGCUUGGAGUGGUUUCCAGACUUACAUCCUAAUUAUUACGGGCUGAGUAUUUUUCCAGGGAAGCCUUUCCAAGACAACGUGGGGAUCACAAUGAAGACAAAGGGCAGUUUCUCAGAGGGACAGCAAGGUCCCCUCUCAGAAAGGCGCCUGAUGGAUGUAAGGCUGGGGGAGCUGCCUGUGUGGCUGGCCACCCGCAACUUUUCUCCCCAGGGGCUGCUUGGAGGAUUGCAGAAAGCCUGGAGCAGCUAUUACGACAAAUACAUCAACGUGAAGAGGGGUGGACCAGCUGGGAUCUCCAUGCUGCUGGCUGGAUACUGCCUCCUCAGUUACGGCUGGAACUAUCAGCACAUCAGGUGUCAUCGCUGGCGUAAAUACCACUGAAGAAGCUGGAACAGCACCCAAGGAACAGUCACAAAUAUAUGGAAGUCAGCAGAAGUGCUCAGGACCAUUAUCCCAAUGUGGAUUGAAGUCAGUAGAGGCCCGUUUACUGUCAGAGAAAGGCUCUUGAGCUGUUGAGGGGGUUGCUUUCCAGCUACCCCCCCCUGCAGACAGAGGGGUGACACUGACAGAGUCACUGCUCUGCAGUUCAGGCAGUAUUUAGUACUGAAAGAAGAAAGUGUUAGAGCCGCCCCUCAGAGAUCUGUUUGCAGUAGAGUUCCUGUAGUCUGCAGAAGCUCAGAUCUCUCACUUUGGGACACCAGACAGGACAACUGUUUGACCCAGGCUGUUCUAUAGAUUAACUGACACGUACAUUGUAAUCAGUGUUUGGCAGUAAGGUUUGCGAUGGAUUGUGACAGGGUGACGUUAGGCAAAUAACCAUUCCCUUUAAGUUAGCGGAGUUGUGCCCGGCACAGCCCAUCUUUUACUCACCCCUCUCCACAGCAAGCACGAUGGGGUUUGCUACCAACUGGCAGAAGGGUGGUCCCUGCAGGGCCCUGGGCCACUGCGUCACUGUGGGAAGAACUUUUGUGAAGGCAUUAAAGCUGCAGCGCUCAGACCGCAGCGCCCUAUUUCUGGAGGAAGAAAAAUCCAUUGAAUUAGUUGUUGUGCCCAAAGGGCAAACCGAUGUCUGCAUCAGACAAAUGAGGACAGUUAGAGUGCUAGUUGUAGCCUGCCAUCACCAAACAUGUCUGGAAAAGGGUUGGUCAUGGUACAGGCAUGAAGGGUAAAAAAAAAAAAAAGCCAAGGAAAAAAUAUCUGAACUCUUUAUUUAAAGAGCAGUGCAGUAGUACCGUGUCAGAGGUGUUUCACCAAAAACUCCCUCUCACCAGCAAUAAAAGCCUUUGUGAA
Molecule: messenger RNA, 2469 nt
Organism: Grus americana (Whooping crane)
Lineage: Eukaryota; Metazoa; Chordata; Aves; Gruiformes; Gruidae
Gene: MTNAP1
Product: chromosome 18 C17orf80 homolog
Exons: 4
Coding region: 1-1560 (519 amino acids)
Source: RefSeq, a predicted model, not a curated record